Molecule: messenger RNA, 3535 nt
Organism: Drosophila eugracilis
Lineage: Eukaryota; Metazoa; Arthropoda; Insecta; Diptera; Drosophilidae
Gene: Tmtc3
Product: protein O-mannosyl-transferase Tmtc3
Exons: 4
Coding region: 428-3196 (922 amino acids)
Biological process (GO): protein O-linked glycosylation via mannose
Cellular component (GO): endoplasmic reticulum
Molecular function (GO): mannosyltransferase activity; protein binding
Source: RefSeq, a predicted model, not a curated record
AAUAUUUACAACAGUUUAUGCAAACAAAUCUCUCGCGUGCUCUUCGCCUCUCCGUGAUGCUCUCCGGGCUUAUACUUAAGCGUGUUCAAAGACCGGAUCCGGAGCUCUGUCGGGCCGCGGGUUACAACUUUGUUAACUUCGGGCUUUUGUGUGUGCAGUCGGUAACCAGGACAGUAACCGGGAAGGAGUUACUUUGUUGCGCGUUAAUUGAUUUUUUCCGCAAUCAGUUUUUGCUUCUUUGUAGGACUUCAAGUGCUCAUAAAAAGUUGUAGAAAGUUUGUCAUUAAAACCACUUUGAAUCGAGGGAAAUCGCACAUCUAGGGACCUGCCAAACCUGGCUGGGGAAGACCCUGCAUGCAACAUUUCGCCGUCUGACCGAACAAUUAUGGAUACAUGAAAGCCUUUUACGAAGUAACGCGAAGUCAACAUGUCAACGAACCCCAACCCCGAAACGCAUCAGUAUGCACCAUCCACCACGACAAGGGAACGGUCUACCAGCUCCUCGCAGCGCAACCUGAUCGAAUUCCUGUGCAUUUGCGUGGCCUGCAUCGCCUGCUAUUACAACAGCACCCAGUGUGGACUGGUGUUCGACGACAUCAGUGCGAUUAGGGACAACAAGGACCUAAGGCCUCAUACGCCGUUGCGCAACGUCUUCCUGAACGACUUCUGGGGCACGCCGAUGCGCAAGGAGCAGUCCCACAAGUCCUAUCGACCGCUCACCGUCCUGACGUUCCGCUUCAACUACUUGCUGCAUGCGCUGGAACCGUUUGGCUACCACCUCGUCAACCUGCUGCUGCACUUGUCGGUCUGCCUGCUUUGGCGUCGUGUCUGCCGGCAGCUGCUGCGCCAUUGUGCCUCGUCGGGCAGUAAUGCCACCUCGAUGUCAUCCCCAUCCUCAGCCUCCCAGCUUAACACAUGCGCGUUUGUAGCUUCGCUGCUCUUCGCCGUGCAUCCGGUUCACACGGAGGCCGUUACUGGCGUUGUCGGCCGUGCUGAAUUGCUCUCUUCCAUUUGCUUCCUAGCUGCCUUUCUCAGCUACGCGAAGUCCGUCGGCGACUCGACAUGCCCUCGCCGAACCAAUUGGCUGACGCUUUUCGCUUGCUUUGGCAGUUGUCUGCUAGCCUCCAUGCUGUGCAAGGAGCAGGGCAUCACCAUCGCCGGAAUCUGCGUGGUCUACGAGUUGUUCGUCGUUCAACAACUGCGACCGUUGCAUCUAUUCCAUUUUGUGCUGCGACUGUUCGAGGAACAAACCGAGCAGCAGUCGCCCAAAUUCACAAACCCUUCGGGAAUCCGGCGGUGGUCAUCCUCGGUUCUGUGGAAACGCCUGAUCUUCCUGGGCGGAAUCACAUUGACCCUUCUGGUGGGCCGUGUCUAUGUAAUGGGCUCCCAGUUGCCCAUCUUUACGCGGUUCGAUAAUCCAGCCUCUGCAGCAGAUACGCCAGAGAGGCAACUUACCUACGGCUACCUCAUCUACCUAAACUGCUGGCUACUGCUCUGCCCCUCGCUGCUUUGCUGUGACUGGACAAUGGGCACUGUUCCAAUGCUGCAGGGUUUUGCGGAUGUCCGCAACUUGACCACCCUGUUUACCUUCCUUGCGUUAGGAGCAUUGGUUGCAAGGGCCUGCUUCACCCGCAAUCUGGCCCAAUCGCGGACUCUAAUUAUGUGUCUCGGUUGGAUGGUGCUGCCCUUCCUUCCAGCCUCAAAUCUGUUCUUCCCCGUGGGAUUUGUUGUGGCAGAACGUAUUUUGUAUAUGCCAUCGAUGGGCUAUUGCCUACUGGUUGCGUACGGCUUUGAUCAGCUCCAGCGUCGUGGAAGCCUUAGUUGGCAACGCUUUGGACAAGCUGCUUUGGCAAUUCUUCUCCUCACGCACGCACUAAAAACGCAUCAACGCAAUUCAGACUGGCGUACGGAGUAUUCGCUUUUUAUGUCUGGCGUUCACGUUAAUCAGCGCAACGCCAAACUGUACAACAACGUCGGACACGCUUUAGAGAACGAGGGAAAGUUCGAGGAAGCAUUGCUAUACUUCCAGCAAGCCGUCCGUAUUCAGACCGAUGACAUCGGAGCCCACAUCAAUGUGGGUCGCACUUUCAACAAUCUCAAGCGGUAUGCAGAGGCAGAGCAGGCUUAUGUUCAGGCCAAGGCACUGUUUCCCCAGGCCAAGCCGGGGGUCAGCUAUCAUGCACGCAUUGCUCCUAAUCAUUUGAACGUGUUCAUCAACCUGGCGAAUCUAAUAGCUAAGAAUCAAACACGUCUAGAGGAGGCUGACCAUCUCUAUCGCCAGGCCAUUAGUAUGAGGAGUGACUAUGUUCAAGCUUAUAUCAAUCGUGGUGACAUCCUGAUGAAGCUUAAUCGCACUGCUCAAGCCCAAGAGGUGUAUGAGCAGGCCUUAUUGUAUGACAACGAGAAUGCAGAUAUAUAUUAUAAUUUGGGCGUGGUCUUCCUGGAGCAAGGAAAGAGUCAGCAGGCUCAGGUGUACUUCAACAAGGCGAUCGAACUGUACCCAGAACAUGAACAAGCAUUGCUCAACUCAGCAAUCCUGCUGCAGGAGUUGGGCGGUGAGGAGGCCCGCAAAGUCUCUCGUUCUCGUCUUUACAAAGUUUUGGCAAAGGACGAUCAGAACGAGAAGGUGUACUUCAACCUAGGCAUGUUGGCCAUGGACGAGUCUAGUUUUGAUGAGGCUGAACAGUUCUUCAAAAGGGCCAUACACCUAAAGUCGGACUUCCGUAGUGCACUAUUUAAUUUGGCUUUGUUACUGGCCGAUACAAAACGGCCCCUGGAUGCGGUUCCGUUCUUAAAUCAACUGAUCCGACAUCACGCCUCGCAUGUUAAGGGUCUGAUAUUGUUAGGGGACAUCUAUAUCAACCAUAUGAAGGAUCUGGAUGAGGCAGAGAAAUGCUAUCGAAGCAUACUGCAUUAUGAUCCGCACAACACUCAGGGCCUGCACAAUCUCUGCGUGGUGUUCGUUGAACGCAAAAAGCUGGCGAAGGCUGCAGCCUGCUUGCAAUACGCCCAGCGCUUGGCACCCGCCGAGGACUAUAUUGGUCGGCAUUUGCAAAUUGUCCAUGCACGGCUACAGAAAAUCAACAAGUUACCUGAGUCGGCGCCGGAGCGAAAGCUCGCGUACGAGGACUACGAUCCGCUUGAAUUCAAGCUUCCCCAGGAUCGACCCUUGCACAAGCCGCGUAAACGUUCGUAGCAAAAGUAAGCGCGGCUCGUAUUGCAGUUAUAAAAAAGAAGUUAUGUAAAAAGACAAGAGUUCAGUAAAGAGGGAACGAUUUCCGCAUUUUGUAAGAUAUUCAGAGUCUGAUAAAGAUAACACAAAGUGAAAAAGUGGAACAUUCCACACAAUUCCGUUGUACUUAUUAGUUAUUAUCUUAGUACUUUGAUCAUAUACUCAUUUUGAAGACAUUUAUACAAUUUUUAUGCAAUAUAACUAUUUUUUUGUACAUAGACUUAAUGAUGAUGGUUAGCAAUUUUGCAUUUACCAAAAUAACGCAAAGACGUACUAAAAUAAAUGAUAAAUAUAAAAUGAAAA